This is a messenger RNA of Lytechinus variegatus (green sea urchin), 2006 nucleotides long. RefSeq lists its product as uncharacterized. Gene Ontology annotation, molecular function: acetyltransferase activity. The record is from RefSeq and is a predicted model, not a curated record. The transcript has 2 exons. Bases 479 to 1396 code for a protein of 305 amino acids. NCBI's taxonomy places the organism in Eukaryota, Metazoa, Echinodermata, Echinoidea, Temnopleuroida, Toxopneustidae.
AGUGUUUGUAGACUCUUCGAAUGAUUUGCUGUCCCGGUCCAUCAACUCUCGAAAAAAGCCUUUCAGUUCCCCAUUGUGAUUUGAUUUGCAUUUUUUUUUAAGGAAUAGAUGCGUUUCAGAGAGUGGCUCCGUAAUAAAUGCGAGAACUCUCAGUUGCUUAAUUGUCCACAGACAUAAGUGUCAUGGAACCCCAGACUCUCAUGUGUCUACCCAGGCGUCGGAUAUACCGCUUUCAGUAACUCGCUGGUCCAGACCAGCUCCAUACCGGCUCAUUCGUAAAAUUUUGAGUUUAUGGGCGUGUGCUAAGACAGCCCGCCCCAGACCGGUGCUAUUUUGACGCUGCUAUAAUUCAGCAGCACGUAGAGACUAGCGGCAUCAUCUAUGUGCCCGAGCAUUUGCCGAGUAGGCCUCAUAAAUCCUCCAACCAGAAUUACAAAACUUUGGCAACCUUAGACAGUUUCCUACGAGCACACCAGAAAUGGCCGUACCGAGCGACUACACAUUGACGAGGGAGGAAGCUCUAAGUUUCUUGAGAGAUGUCUUGAUGAUAGAGUCCGCAGUCUCCAAGCUCCAAUCGGACAAACUCACUUUCCUCGAUGAGUUGAUCACUGCCAUGGGACAUCACAUCCCAUACCAGACUGUCAAAGGCAUCGCAACGCACCCGGAUAAUCGGAUAUUACCAACGGCAUCGGAUAUCAAGAGAGAUAUAACCUCCAAAGUUGGAGGCCUCUGCUAUCAACUCAAUAUAUUCUGCUGGAUGUUGCUUCGUGCUCUCGAUUUUGACGCCUUUCUCGUCUCGGGUGAUUACAUGCACCACAAAGACCACCACGUUAUGGUGAUUAUUGAUAGCCUUACUGGAAAUGGUUCAAAACAUUUCUUCGAUGUUGGAUUAGGUUAUCCGACUCUUCAACUGAUUCCUCUUGAUUUCGAGGAGGAAUCGCCUGUAUACUUCGACUCCUACAUGCGAUAUCGAUUCAUCUGUCAAGGAAGCAAAGUGCUAACCCUCCAGCUAAGCGUCGAAACAAAUCCAGCUCAAGCUUACCACGUGAAGCCAGAAUACAUCCGUGAUGGUUGGAUUUCGUUUAUUUUCAUCUACGUCGACCAACCGGUUACAAUUUCCCAUUUCAACCAUUCGAUGACGGAUAUCUUCACGGUUGCUGAUCCGGAAAACUGCUAUCUAACCAGCUUGCGUUGUUUGACCUACCCGAAUGGUCGUCUUACAUGCAUCAAGGAUUCCAAACUUCUGCUCGAGGACGAAGAGCAUCAGGUGCAGGUUACUCGUUUCCGGUCACGUGAUGAGGUAUUGGACGCCUUUGUCAGAUAUUUUCCACAAUUGCCUGUCGAAAUGGUGAAAACUGCGAUAAAAGAUUUUGAAUUUGCCUUUGAAAGGAAAUAAUUGUAAACUUGUAGGACUAUUUUUACCCAAUUCUUGCAAGUUCUAUAUGUUUUUUUUUUCGAAUGCUGCAUGAACUUCCCAAGGGUUUUGUAACUUCGUGAUGUUGCAAUCGUUGAACACCAACAACUGACAGUAAGCAAAAAGCUACCAUUUGUAUACUUUAUGGGACAAACCUCCUGUAUGCUUGGGUCUGUGGCCCGUAACACAAAGCUUAGCAAUGAUCGUAGAAUAAUUUUCUAUAUACGAGUGAUUCAAUUGACUACAAUGUACAAUCAAUCGUAGAAAUCAAGCGUAUAUACGAUCGAUCGCUAACCUUUGUUUUACGCGACUCUGUUUGGCUGAGAGCAGUUUGUCGGUGUAGUCCCUGGAAAGUCCAUUCUCAAAACACUGUCCAGUGGCAAGGUUCAAAUACUCUGCCACAAAUUAUAUGACUCACAAAUGAGUGUUUAUAAGCCAUAGUUUAGCGUAUUCAGUAAUUCCUUAUAAAUGUCUACUCGUAUUGAAUUUAUGUAUCACAUAAAGUCUUUAGACUUCUUUUCCAGCAUCUCUUUAUUUUUUUAUCUGGCCUUUAAAGUAGACAACCGAAGAAUCUAAAUUAUUUUAUAGUGAC